Molecule: messenger RNA, 6522 nt
Organism: Coregonus clupeaformis (lake whitefish)
Lineage: Eukaryota; Metazoa; Chordata; Actinopteri; Salmoniformes; Salmonidae
Product: capping protein, Arp2/3 and myosin-I linker protein 3
Exons: 40
Coding region: 348-4598 (1416 amino acids)
Biological process (GO): cell migration; regulation of Arp2/3 complex-mediated actin nucleation
Cellular component (GO): plasma membrane; lamellipodium
Source: RefSeq, a predicted model, not a curated record
UUCUUGCUUGAGAAAUUGCUCUUUGAUAAAAAAACGAUUUUUGUAUAUUUGUUUACCAUUUUAAUUUAAAACAAUCACAGUAAGGUAAUAAUUGUUACCCAGAAAUGAUUUCAUAUUGAGAUAAAAAUGGCUGCAUUGGACCUUUAAAAAAUAACUGACGCAUCUCUCUCUCUCUGGAGUCGGCCGCGCUACGCUCGGAUUGCCAUUGGAAACGCAUUAGCAGCUCUCUCCCUUGAUUAUAAGAAGCGGAGAGAGAGGGAGUGAGAGAAGAGAAGAGAAGAGAAGAGAAGAGAAGAGAAGAGAAGAGAAGAAGAGAAGAGAAGAGAGGGGGGGAGUCAGAGCGCACAAUGGCCUCUAAAGAGACCACCGCUGCAGGCUUCAUUAACGUCAGCAGGGAAAAUACAGAGAGCAUCAGGAGGCUCAUUGAUAAACAAUCCAUCAAGUUUGUGCGAGCUGUGAAGCAGGACACCAAGAACGGCAAAUCAGAGGACCGGAUACUGGUUCUGGCAACAUGGCGACUCUAUCUAUUUGCUGUCAAAGUCCCCUCCAAGAUGGAGGUUACUUUCAACUUCCUGGAGAUUCGGGCAAUGAACACUUAUCCAGAGCAUCAGGUUGUAAUAGACACAGACAAGUCGACCCACUCCUUGAGACUGCAGUCACAAGACCACCUUGAUCAAAUGAUGAACCAUGUCAACUAUGCCCUCUCAAGAAUAUUCAACAACUCAAUGUAUGCUCCGGCCAUCUGUCGGGCAGAGGGGGACGUCUCUGAUGGAGUCCAAACGUUUUCACCAAACUCUGAAUCAUCUGUAGAGACUCAGAGAACCUGUGGUGGUUUCUCUGAGACAUACGCAGCUCUGUGUGACUAUAAUGGCAUCGGCUGUAAGGAGGAAGUGCAGUGGGAUGUGGACACUAUCUAUCACUCUCAGGACAACAGGGAGUUCAACCUGCUGGACUUCAGCCACCUGGACAGCAGGGACCUGGCGGUGAUUGUGGCUUCCAUGGCGUACAACACUUGGUUCACCAAGCUCUACUGCAAAGACAUGCGCAUUGGGUCAGAGGUGGUGGAGCAGGUCCUUCACACCAUCAGUAAGUCCAGCAGUCUGGAAGAACUCACUCUGGAGAACGCUGGCCUCAAAUCAGAUUUCCCUCAGAAAAUGGCGACAGCUCUGUCUGAAAACCCUGCCUCUGUGAUCCACUCGCUCAACCUGGCCCACAACCCCCUGGACAACCAAGGAGUGUCCAACCUCAUCCAGCUGGUGUGUCGCCUCAACAAAGGUCUUCGUCUGCUCAACCUCUCCAAGACGUCCCUCUCCUCUAAGGCUGUGGUGUCUCUCUCCCAAGCCCUCUGCUCCAGUGAUGACUACACCAACUCUCUGCUUCACCUGGACCUGAGUAAGAACCCUGGGAUUCUGUCUGGGGAGGAUGCCACGAACAUGUACAUGUUCCUAGCCCAGACAAAUUGCCUGGUUCAUCUGGACCUCUCUGGGACCGACUGCACUGUGGACUCGUUAUUUGGCGCUCUGUUGAGGGGAUGUUGUGCUGAUCUCUCUUACCUGAAUCUCUCCAAGAACUGCUUCUCUCAGAGGAAAGUGAGGGAGACUCUUCCUGUCUUCAGGCAGUUCUUCAGCUCAGCCUUCAGUCUCACACACAUCAACCUGUCUUCUAUGAAGAUUCCUCUAGACACCCUGAGAGCUCUCUUCCUGGGCCUGUCUUCCAAUCCUCACAUCACUGAUUUACACUUGGACAUCAGCGGCUGUGAGCUGAGGUCUGCAGGUGCCGGGGUGCUCCAGGAGCUGUUUCCUAGAGUGGCCUGCAUCGGAACUCUCGACAUAUCAGACAACGGGUUGGAUAGUGACCUGCUGGGGGUCAUCCCAGCCUUCUCCAGACACCCCUCCCUCAAACACCUGCUGUUGGGCAAGAACUUCAACAUCAAGGGCAGGGUACUACAUGAAAUUCUGCAGAAACUAGUUCAGCUAGUGCAAGAGGAAGAGUGUGCCCUGCAGUCCCUCUCUCUGGCUGACUCGCGCCUGCGCUCUCGGGGCACAGUGCUGGUGAAUGCUCUGGGAAGCAAUGCUUGCCUGCGCAAGGUGGACCUGAGCGGGAACAGCCUGGAGGAUGCGGGAGCUAAGAUGCUCAGCAAAGCCCUGCAAAUCAAUGCUACACUCAGGAGUGUGACGUGGGAUCGCAAUAACACAACGGCUACAGGAUUCCAAGAUGUGGCUCGGGCCCUGGAACAUAACUUCACCCUGCAGUACAUGCCCAUCCCCCUCAGUGAUGUCACACAGGCAUACCGAAGCGCACCUGAGAAGAUUGACCAAGCACUGACCAAGAUCCAGCGUGCUCUGCUGAGGAACAACCAGACCCAGAGGUUCUCUCAGAAACAGGCUCUGCGUCUACACCAGGGCCUGGUGACCAGCACUGCUGAACAGGUGAUGGAGCGGCUGUGUGUGCGUGUGCACCAGCAGGUGUGUGUUCUCCGAGGCUUAGAGGAAGGAAAGGAGCUGCAGGCUGCCAGACAGGUCCUGAAGGAGGCCAGAAACUCCCGUGCGCUAUACCCGUCUCUGUGUGAACUGGUUCAUGUUCUCUCAGUGGACGGGCCUGUCAGACAGAAAUUGGACUUUCUGGCAGGAGAGCUGACCAAGGCUGCUGAUAAGGAACUACAGGUGAUAGUGGACUCCAUGGUGUCUCUGUGUCAGGAGCUGUGUCCCAUGUCCUCCUCUGCAGCAGAGAGACUCAACCCUCCGCUCUCCUCCAUCUCAGAACGCGUCUCCAUCCCUCGCUCCACCAUCCGCACCGCCCUGAUGGAAAGAGCAGCACAGGACAUCAACAGAGCCCUGGAGGAGGUGAAGCUGUCUGUGGUCUCCUAUCUGACCAACUCCAUAGUGGAUCAGAUCCUUCAGGAGCUCUACACCACUCACAAAACCCUGCUUCGUCAGGUGUCCCAGGUGAAGCGUUGGGAUGAUGGAGGAACAGGCAGACACACCAUCAGAAUCACAGACUCACUGGACUUCCCUGAUGAGGAAGGUCUGGGCAUGAACAUCGACACUAUUGCCAUCAAGAAGCGCAGCGCCAGAACCCGAAGGAUUCGGCCAGUGUCCACCAGACUGAGUCUGGGUGAUGAUCCCACCUCCUCCCCUCCUCCCUCAGCCCUGUCUCAUUCUGCCCCCCUGUCCCGCUCAGCAUCAUGGGAGUGUCUAUCCACACUGCCUACCCAUGGUGCACCACUGCGCCACGUGACGAACGCCAGGCCGCGGCCCCCUCGAAGGCACAGCCGAGGACAAGUCCCUCUGGACACACACUGUUCAGAGAACGGAGGAGUCAACCUGCUGGAGGAUGGACUGCCUGAUUUCUACACCAAGAGAGUCCUGAUUGACAGUCAGCUGUCAUCACUUCAUCAAGCUCAGUCCCUGAGGAGGAAGAAGAGACGCAGUGUGCUGUCAAUCUUCUCCGGGUUCCGCAAAAAUCGCAACUCCACCAUCUCCAAUCAGGAAACGGAGUACGGAGGGAGUCAUGAAAAUAGUGGCUCAGAGAAUGUGUACUCUAUGAUUCAGCACCCUAAGGAUCCUGGGAAGGUGGAGGCCAUCAUUGAGGUGGGGGCCAAUGGGAGGAUGAUGCCGUCCCUCAGGCCCAUCCAGAGCGUACCACUGCCUGGGAUGAGGGGGGCCAGCCCCAGCCCCCACUGUCUCACACAGAGACAGCCUUCAGACCUGGUCAGCAUGGUGUACAGUUGUAUCGGAGCAGAAGACAAGGACUCAGACAGUAGCUUUGAGACCAGACCAGUGGACAGAGACACUGACAGACCGAUUGCAUCAGACACCCAGACAGAGACCCGUGCCAAUGGACAUGCAAUGUCCUCCACUUCUCUGACUGACAGACUGCCUGACAGACUGCCUGACAGACAGACAGAUCUAGUCAGUCAGGACCUGUCGAUGCCCAGCGCUCAGACAGACACACAGGAGGAGGUGGACAGAGGGACAACGGGGACAGUCUCGUUGGACAGGCAGGAGGGCGCCCCCUGUGGACAGAAACCAGAACCCCUUUCUCAGAGCAGCAAACCCAGUCUGGCCAGCAUGAGACAGAGACAUCUGCAGGGGAGCUCCGAGAAAUCAACAGAUGAUGUAGGAUGGAUAGAUGGAGACGGGGUAGAAGAGGAGAAGACUGGAAGGAGACGUCAGGAUGUGCAGAAAGACAGAGGGGCAGAAGGACAGCGUCCUCCCAUUCCUGAAAAGCCUGGUAAAAAUAAUACUUCUCCAAAGACACCGCCUGCUGUCACUCCACCUGAGGAAAGAGCCAAUGAGAAAACCCCGCCUCCUGUGCCACCUGCGUCUACCAAGCCGGUGUUUGAAUCUUCCUAUCCUGCUGGUUGUCAAGAUGAGGGAGGAACAAAUGGUUAUCCACUGAAGGCACAUCGCAACAGGAAAGCAAACUCAUGUGACACAGGCAUGGAACGGGACAGUCCCAACGAUCUGGAGAGGGGGAUCUCAGAUCGCGAAUCCCCUGUGAAAAAACCCAGACUCCCCCAGAACAGAAACAGAUCUCUGGACCCCAGGACUGGGUGUCCUGAAAGUCCAGAUCCCGGCACCGGUGAGACGUCAUGACAACAACCGACAGGAGGCAAAGACAAUGUUCAGGACAACUGUCGGGAGAUGAGGAGAGUGAAGAGAGAUAGAUAGAGAAGGGAAGUUAGGAACUUGGUCACCAUAGACCCAACUGUCGUUAUCCUCAUAUACAGUAGUCAUUUCUCUCAUAUUGGCUGAACAUGCAUGUAUGCUCUGCUUUUUUCCUUUCAUACUCAGUUGCACUUGCUUUCAUUCCUUUACAGAGGAAACACACACACUGGUGUCUGAGGGCGCUCUGGUAUUCUCAUGCCCUGUUAUUUCUUGCACUUCUUGUUGUACAAACAUCUUUGAUCAUAUUUCUCAUUCUCCCUGGUCUUUCUGUCAUUGACAAUUUGUGACACUGCUACUGUAAGAAUGAGUUGGUAUUUAUUCUAAACCAGUAUUAUGUAAAUAUUCAAUAAGUGAACAAACUACACUAACCAUUGUUAUUACUAAGUCAUUACAUGGUAACAGGUAACUUCAUGUUUUUAUUUACAAUAAGGUUAUGAUGAAUAUGAUGUUGUAAGGAUGUUUUUCCUAUGGCAUAUGAUAAGUGAAGAUUGAGACGAUGACGUGUAUUGUUUAUCAUAUUACAGUAAUCUAGUAGUUUAUCAAUGGAACAUGAUGGCAGUUUGUUUUAAUCUGUUUUAAUUACAUUUUACAGGACUGAAAUAAGUAUAUUUUCAAAAAAUCCAUAUAAUUAAACGAUCAAUAAAAAUUGAUUUUUACCAAAGGAACCAAACUGAUGAUGCACUCUCUUGGGGACAAACAAAACCACCCUAACCUGACUUCUGCAUCAGGAACUCUUUUAUUUUUUUGGUGUGAGAUUAGGAUUUGGCCCACUAUGAAAAUUGCAUCCAUGGGUUUUGGAGCAGUACUAUGUAGUGCCAGGUAGAGGGAGCCAAAUACUUUGAGUUUAGAGAUGAAGCCAUUACUUGGAUGAGACAAAUUAGUAAGGCUGAGUUUAGACAAGUAGUCCAAUUCUGAUCUUUUUCAGAGCUGAUGUGAUUGGUCAAAAUAACAGAAUUGGGCUGCCUGUGUAAACACAGCCUAACUGCCCUUCUACACUACAGCCAUUGGGCGUCCGGCGUUGCCGUCAGACAUAAGUCGUUGAGGGGAUGCUUCCUUUGAAAUCAAUGAAAGCUGCUAUGCAGGCCGUGUUGCACUCGCAUCCAAGCUCAAGAAUCGCAGAGGUUCAAUUUGACGGCUGAUGCUUAUGUUCAUUCUAUCUUGUGAAUUGAAAUAAUGAGAAAUAAAGUUACAAAUGGCCUCCACUAGACACCGCUGGUUAUUUUACUAAGAUCUAUGAAGUCAAUAAGCGACUAGCUAGCAGAAACUGUAGCUAGCUAGCCACAUUGACUAUGUUCACAAUGUAAAGAAAAGCAGCAUGUGUAAUUUAGAGGAUCAUUUAGUAUAACCACUAGCAACAAUUUGAUAGUACUUGUUAAAAAUUGAACCAAAGCUAUUGUACUUACGCAUAAUCUAUAAAUAUGGUACAGUACAGUAGGGGAAAAUAGAAUAAAGAUGCUCUUCCCCUCUGCUCUCCGUGUUGAAGGUAGAAUGUCACAUUGACAUGAUGCACGGGACGCUUAUAGUGGAGCUGAAGUGUUAGCCACACAAACUAUACAUGAGGAGUGUCUGUGAAAAGUAUUUUUAAUAGAAUUGGUAGUGUCCAUUUGCUUGAGGUAGCCUUCAACUGAAAGACAGGCCAAGAAGAAAUUAAUCAAUGAAUUAGGCAAGGAUUAAAUUGGCUCUGUAAAAAGACUAUAUUCAUUAAUCGGUAACACUUUACAAUAAGGUUUCAUUUGUAAAGGGUUUAUAAAGGGUUUUGUAGUGUCUGAACAUUUAUAGCUUUGGCUGAGGUUUUCAUAUUGUUGGUUAAAUGAACUCUACUUUGCUUUGCUGAAACAUCUGGAAAGUAUUA